Molecule: messenger RNA, 933 nt
Organism: Radiomyces spectabilis
Lineage: Eukaryota; Fungi; Mucoromycota; Mucoromycetes; Mucorales; Radiomycetaceae
Product: ATPase, V1/A1 complex, subunit E
Exons: 7
Coding region: 123-812 (229 amino acids)
Biological process (GO): proton transmembrane transport
Cellular component (GO): proton-transporting two-sector ATPase complex, catalytic domain
Molecular function (GO): proton-transporting ATPase activity, rotational mechanism
Source: RefSeq, a predicted model, not a curated record
UCACGGUUCAUUCGUUUCUUGCUCCGUCUUUUAUCUUUAUCGGUUCGCUGCAACAUAUAGUCUAACCUCCUCUUUUUAUCCACUUAUCUUUUCUCUUGUCAAUUUAAUAGCAGCUUGACACAAUGACCUCCGUGAGACCUCUUAACGAUGACGAAGUCUUCAACGAGAUGAAGAAGAUGGUGGCCUUCAUUAAGCAAGAAGCGCUGGAGAAGGCACGAGAAAUUAAAGUCAAGGCUGACGAAGAAUUCAACAUUGAAAAGGCUAAAAUCGUGCGCCAAGAAUCCUUGAAUAUCGAAGCUGUUUUUGAACGUAAAAUAAAGCAAGCCGAAGUUCAGAAGCGCAUCGCACAAUCCAACCACAUCAACAAGGCUCGUCUCAGAAUCCUUCAGCAGCGUCAGCAAGGUCUCGAUGAUCUUUUUGAGGAAACCAACAGCCGUAUUCACGAGAUUCAUAAGGAUGAAGAGAAAUAUGCCACCUUAUUAGAAAAUCUUUUGCUUCAGGGCGCUUAUACCCUUAUGGAACCGGAAAUGGCCGUGACAUGCCGUGAAGCCGAUGUUGACAAUGUACGAUUUGCCGCUGAAGCUGUGUCUCAAAAAUACGAGCAAACCCUCGGUCAGCCUGUAACCAUUACCGUCAACGAAGAUUACCUUCCCGCAUCCAGUGCUGGUGGUGUCAUCGUCACCGGAUUAAAUGGAAAGAUUGUCGUUGACAAUACGCUGGAAGCUCGUUUAAAUAUCGUCAAAGAAGAGAUGUUGCCUCAAGUUCGUGUCAUCUUGUUUGGCCAUUCGCCCAACCGAAAGUUCUUCAACUAGAUAUUCUCUUGCAAUAUCUGAAGACUGUUUUUCCUAUUUGAAGCAAAUAAAUAUACAAGACGUGAACUUUCGGUUCAUGGUCUUGUUUAUAUCCACAGAUGUGUUUCCUUUGACUAUUAGA